AUUCAGCCACAGCUCAUCUUCGGAACUCCGCUUGGGAAGAUGAAGAUUAGGACGAAGGCUCCCUUGGCAGCUGCCUCACGAGCUCAAGUUAUGGCCGUCUUCUAGGAUUACAACAGAGUCCUCCAUUAUAUUGAAGAUCUAUUCGACAAUUGGUAGUUUUCAAGGAUUUUUUGGCCUUUCGAGCGUCUUUUGCAGUCCAGGGGUCUGGAAGCCGUGCUGCUGUUGGAGAUCGAAACGCUGCGAUUGUGCGUUGGGACGUGCAUACCUGAGGACGAGCAACAUGGAGCUCCUUUCAAGGAGUCGUGGAGACUGUGCUCAGAUGUCUCGAUCGACUGCGAUGGUGAUGUUCACCUUGAUGGCUGUUCUUGUGCUUCUGUGUUCUGGAGCAGAAGCAAGUGCGGGGUCACGUAAGUUGAGAGGUUAUUACCAACCUCCACCGAUUUACGAGUACAAGCCUCCUCCGACGUAUGAAUAUAAAUCACCACCUCCACCGGUAUAUGAGUACAAAUCUCCUCCGCCGCCAGUUUACGAGUACAAGUCUCCUCCUCCUCCAGUGUAUCAGUACAAAUCUCCACCUCCUCCAGUGUACGAGUACAAGUCUCCACCUCCUCCUGUUUAUGAGUACAAAUCACCACCUCCUCCAGUGUAUCAGUACAAAUCUCCACCUCCUCCAGUGUACGAGUACAAGUCUCCACCUCCUCCUGUUUAUGAGUACAAAUCUCCACCUCCUCCAGUGUACCAGUACAAGUCUCCACCUCCUCCAGUGUACGAAUACAAAUCUCCACCCCCUCCAGUCUACGAGUAUAAGUCUCCACCUCCUCCAGUGUACCAGUACAAGUCUCCACCUCCUCCAGUGUACCAGUACAAGUCUCCACCUCCUCCUGUUUAUGAGUACAAAUCACCACCUCCUCCAGUGUACCAGUACAAGUCUCCACCUCCACCAGUGUACGAAUACAAAUCUCCACCUCCUCCAGUCUACGAGUACAAAUCUCCACCUCCACCAGUCUACGAGUACAAAUCUCCACCUCCACCAGUCUACGAGUACAAAUCUCCACCUCCUCCCGUGUAUGAGUACAAGUCUCCACCUCCUCCUGUUUAUGAGUACAAGUCUCCUCCUCCUCCUGUCUACGAGUACAAGUCACCUCCUCCACCAGUGUACGAGUACAAAUCUCCACCUCCUCCAGUCUACGAGUAUAAGUCUCCUCCUCCUCCAGUGUACGAAUACAAAUCUCCACCUCCUCCAGUCUACGAGUAUAAGUCACCUCCUCCUCCAGUCUACGAAUACAAAUCUCCUCCUCCUCCAGUGUACCAGUACAAGUCACCUCCUCCUCCAGUGUACCAGUACACAUCACCUCCACCUCCAGUGUACCAGUACAAGUCACCUCCUCCUCCAGUGUACCAGUACACAUCACCUCCACCUCCAGUGUACCAGUACAAAACACCACCUCCUCCCUACUACAGACGUUAAUCUUGUCGACAAGCUGCAGUCUACAAACGGCUUGGGCAUUGCUACUCGUAGUAUUCUCUAUAGACUUCCGUCGCAAUUAUAUGUCAUGCCCACAGUGGAUCGGAAGAUUGAAGGAUCGAAGAGAUCAAUGUGAGCUGCUAAAUCCUAGUUCCUUGCUGUCGAAGUCGCCUUCAGUUGCUUGAAACAGGCCAUUUUAUGUAUACUUGCGAAAAACUUUUUGAACAAAUCCUGAAGUGUUCAUUGUUCA
This is a messenger RNA of Marchantia polymorpha subsp. ruderalis, 1715 nucleotides long. NCBI's taxonomy places the organism in Eukaryota, Viridiplantae, Streptophyta, Marchantiopsida, Marchantiales, Marchantiaceae. The record is from the annotation of a GenBank genome assembly.